GUCGACGUGGCCAGCAACUCGCCCCUCGCCCCGCACUCCUACCUCGACCUCUUCCCAGGUGGGCUGUCGGCACCAUGACAUUCUGGCAGGAGAACUACGGCUUCGUCAAGGAGGUGUAUGACUUCCGUUGUUCCAAGUACCUGGAAUGGAUGGACAACAUCGAGGCCAUCAUCGGCAAAGUGAUGGCCAACACCCAGUACACCGCUAAGGAGUUCAAGAUCAUCAAGGACACCUUCACUUCGCUGUGCCGUGACCUGGACAAGGAGGGGACCAAGUCAUGGCUGGACAUGAUGCUGGACAAGCUCUCGCAGCACAGCAACGAGAACGAGGAUAACCUGUCAGGCCGCGACAAGGCGGUGAAGGCCCAGGAAAAGAAGAAGUUGGAGGCCAUGAUCGAACGCCACAAUGGGCUCAUGGGACCUACCAUGGAAGCACAGAGUAAAGUGGACCAUUACUCUGAGUGUUACGCGUUCGGCGACGACAUUCACCCCGUGAUGAAGGUCUUGAACGAGCAGCGCCAUCUGUCCUGCAAGGAGAUCCACCCUCACAAUAUGGACAUGUGUGAGGACCAGAUUGAGAAGCAGGAAAAGGUGUUGAGGACAAUCGAGAAUCAGGCGCCCAUCUACAACGAGCUGAUGCGUCGCGGCCAGAAGCUCAAGUCCAACCCCAACGCCCCGUCCUUCCUCGAGCGAGAGAUCAAGAAGCUCGAGGAGACCUGGAAGGACACCAACGAGAAGGCUCAGCUUCGCAUUGCUCUCCUCAACAGCACCUUCAAGGACUGGGAGGUCUACGAGCAGCAGCGUCAGGCCAUCUACACCCCUAUCGAGGCCCUGGAGGAGCAGUUCAAGACCUACAAGAGGAUCUACGACCCCAAGAAAGGAACCGACUGGCUCGAGAGGAAGAAGAAAAAGGUCGCUGAGUUCAAAAAGCAAGGCCUUGAGAUCUACGAAGUGAUCCAAAAGUGUUUCAAGACAAUUGUUAGCCUGGCGGGCGAGGACAAGCGCGAGUUCAUGGAGAAGGAAAUUUUGGAGAUCGACGAGAGGAAGACCAUCAUCGAGAAGGUGGACAAGACCCUCGAGGAGCUGACGGAGUUCAACAAAAAGUUGCACAAGUUCGUGGACACCAUGGGCGAGCUGCGCGCCUGGAUGAUGCCGGCGUGCGAGAAACUCAACUUCAUCACCACCUCCACCGAGAUGUCCCCGGAAGACCGCGUCAAAGAAAUCUUCGACCUUCAGGGACAGGUCAACGAGAGGCUGCCGCUGAUGGAGCCGCUGGAGGCCGAGUGUCACCUCCUGUUUGACGCAAAGAGAGUGCGAGGUCAGGAGUCAGAGGAAGGCCAGACCAACGAGACUGCUCUCAACCACAUGAAAGAGUUCUUUACCAUUAAGGAGACCAUCAAUGACCUGCACGAGAAGGUGGAGAUGGAGGCGGGAUCCAUCACACAGGAUCAGAAGUACUUCGCCGACUACCUCUACGGCGUCAAGAACUUCAAGCCGUGGAUGGAGGAGGCCGAGACCGUGGCCAAGACGCCACUCGUGAAGCCCGCCAAGAUCGAGGACGCCAUGGCCCUCCUCGAGACUGUCAAGAAAUUCGAAGACUCGUGCAAGGAGAACAGAGGGAAGCUGGACGCCGCGGCAGAGUCCAGGUCGCAUAUGGAGAAGCAGACGAAGGCCGACAACGAGGUCGAGACGCUGAACGGCCGCUGGGACACGGUGAAGAAGGUGGCAGACGAGCGUGUGGCCAAGAUCCAGGAGCUGUGUGACACUUGGUCGGAGUUACAGAAGGUCACCAACAACCUGACCGAGAUCAUUGCCAACGUGCCCGGCACCGACACCCCCGACGUGUCCUCACUGGAAGGCAUCUUCAAGACCUUCAAGGAGAUCAACGACAAGAAGGUGAAGCUGCUUCAAGCCGUUUAAGCCCCACAAGCUGUUCAGGAGGAAGAGGAGGAGUAGAAGGAGGAGGGGAGAAGAUGGAGGAGAAGGGGCAGUAGGAGGAGGAGAAGGAGUACGACGGGCGAGCAAGGAAGGAGGGGCGAAGUUGUUUUCUCUCCGUCCUUCCUUCGCUCGACCCUGAACAUUUCCGACCCAAGUUGCCUGAGUGGGUGGCGCUGCUGUGCGGGUGGUUGUGUGGCUGGCGCGGUGAUGAGGACACGGGUGAGAGCUGAGUGUGAACUGACGAGCGAGUGAGUGAACGAGUGAGUGUAAAUGAAAAGUGACUGAUGCAACGCUGAAAACUGUAGGGAGUGAGGGUUUUAUAAUUCUUCUUCCCUAUCUGUAUCACAUUUAAAAUAUCCUGUCUCGAAUAAAGGAAAGAAUAUUAUUUCCUGCUGAGUGACGAGCGGAGGGGCACGCGACUCCGCCGUGAUCAAGAACCCAGCGGCUGCCACGACUACCGAGGACAUUGAUAAAGUGUGUGCGUGCGUGCGUGCGUGUGUUUGUGCGUGUGUGUGUGUGUGUGUGUGUGAGAGAGAGAGAGAGAGAGAGAGAGUAGUAUGAAGCAAAAAUAUUUUCUCAAGACUCCCUGACUUGAACACUCAUCUAAGACGACCCGAAAGAGACCAAAUUAAGAAACGAGAUUAAUCACACACCCAAACACGCUUUUUUGUGCUUGUGCGUGUGUGUAUUAUCUCAAGUAUGCCUUUCACCCUUCCUUCGUUCCUUGCGUCACUCCCUUCCUUCCUUCCUUCACAUUUCCCCCGCCUGCCGCAAGAGUAGGGGUGAGGUAGGUGAAGGGAGGCGGGUCAGGGUGAGGCAGAAGGAAGAAAACGGGGUGAGGCGAGGCAGGUCGAGGCAGAGCGAGAAUGUGUCGGUGAGGAAUAUUCAUAAAAGAGGGGAGGUAGGUGUGAUGAAUGUUACCUCCCUGGCGUGGAGGGAAGAGUAAUGACCUCUGAUAGUCUCCUCAGCCUCGCCAUAAAUUUUCCUCCAGUUGAACUAAGACCGUCGAGGAAGGAGGAAUCACGAUCCAUAUAUAACAACCAGCCUUUUUAUUAUUUCAUUUUAUUUCCUCUUUUAUUUUAUUCUCUUCCCCUUUCUUAUUUUAUUUUGUUAUUUUAUGUUCUCCGUUUUUUUCUUCCUUUUUCUCUUUUUUUGUUGCCUCAUUCGGAAAAUAAUUGGUGCUUUCUGUUUUGUUCUGUUUCACAUUAUUUUUUGGUUUCCCUUCGAGUCUCGAGGCUCGGAGGAUUUACUCAAAACAUGGAAAAUAACUAUAUUUUCAGUCUUUCUCUUCUUAUAUUUUUUUGAGUUCCCCAUAAAAUGAAAACAUAUAAUAUUAAAAAAAAGCUUCAAGGAAAGUGAAUAUAACGAGAGGACUCUGUAGUAUAUUUCUUUCUGGCACUUGCUUGUUAGUUUUAGUUCCUGUGAUUCAUAAGCUUAAGGAGUUACAAUAAUGAUAUCCGAUAGCUACUUAUUAACAUGUCCGCCGUAAGCAUAGGCGCUGUGUCUUCCCCUACAUAUAGUUCUCCCGGGCUGGGGUUGGCUCUCUCCCUCGCCCCUUCCCGCCCUCAAAAAUGAAGUAGUUGUGCUUGUUAGUGCCAUUUUUUUCUGGAACCUCGAACAAAUAUUUCACUUUCUA
Messenger RNA from Eriocheir sinensis (Chinese mitten crab), 3573 nucleotides. RefSeq names its product muscle-specific protein 300 kDa-like. NCBI's taxonomy places the organism in Eukaryota, Metazoa, Arthropoda, Malacostraca, Decapoda, Varunidae. Gene Ontology annotation, cellular component: cytoplasm; meiotic nuclear membrane microtubule tethering complex; nuclear outer membrane. The record is from RefSeq and is a predicted model, not a curated record. Bases 75 to 1919 code for a protein of 614 amino acids. The transcript is spliced from 11 exons. Gene Ontology annotation, biological process: nuclear migration. Gene Ontology annotation, molecular function: actin filament binding.